Molecule: messenger RNA, 1627 nt
Organism: Hypoxylon trugodes
Lineage: Eukaryota; Fungi; Ascomycota; Sordariomycetes; Xylariales; Hypoxylaceae
Product: cytochrome P450
Exons: 5
Coding region: 1-1530 (509 amino acids)
Molecular function (GO): oxidoreductase activity, acting on paired donors, with incorporation or reduction of molecular oxygen; iron ion binding; heme binding
Source: RefSeq, a predicted model, not a curated record
AUGGCUCUUGAUCUGAAGAAUCUCUCUUCCCCUCAAGUGGUCACAUUGUGGCCCCUUGUCCUUGGCCUUGGGGGUAUCUUCCUCUUGGUGAGGAGCUUCUACAGACUGUUCCUUCACCCUCUUUCCCAUAUUCCAGGCCCAAAGAUAGCAGCCAUCAGCCAUGCGUAUGAAUUCUACCACGAUGCUGUUCGUAAUGGAAUGUACCUCUGGGAGAUCGAGAAGAUGCACGAAAAAUAUGGUCCCGUUGUGAGAAUCAAUCCUCGCGAACUUCACAUUAAGGAUCCUUACUACUAUGAUGAAGUAUACGCUCCAGCAUCAAGAAAGCGAGAAAAGGACCCUCAUUUCGUCGGCGUAUUUGGAUUUCCAACCUCCAUGAUCGCGACAGUGGGCCACGAGCAUCAUCGCCUUCGUCGGGGAAUGCUUAACAAUUUCUUCUCUAAGAAAUCAGUUUUGGAGCUCUCAUCUAUUAUGCAUGAGAAAGAGGCGAAACUAAUGCAACGCCUAGAAAAGGCACAUUAUGAUGAUGCUGUGGUCCGACUGGAUGAUGCCUAUGCAGCUUUGACGUCAGACGUUAUCUCGCAUUAUUCGUGGGGUACCAGCUCUGGAUUUCUGGAUGACGACAAUUUUAAGAAUGAUAUGCGCGAAGCUCUAAAUGAGAUUUCCUCAUUCGUCCACAUCAACAGAUUCUUCCCCAUACUCGGCUUUCUCAUGGGGGCUUUGCCGCGCUCGGUUCUGGCUCGAAUUCGGCCAGGUGCCACAGCAGUUCUGGAUAUGCAAGAUAUGGUCACGCAAUCCCGCACGCAGAGGUCCAGCAAAGACACGCGGAAGACCAUAUUUGACGCAUUGACAGAUGUGAAUGUCCCGCCCGAGGAAAGGUCGACUCGUCGACUCGAAGAUGAAGGAUUGAUUGUAGUUGUCGCGGGCACCGAAACCACGGCGAGAACAUUAACAUUAGCUUCGUACUACAUCUUCCAAAACAAGGAAAUGCUAGAGAGACUUCGCAGUGAAAUUAAAACAGUAAUGCCCACUCCGACCACGGAAGCGUCAUGGUCAGAGCUAGAGCAGCUCCCUUACCUGAACGCCGUUAUCAAUGAGGCGAUUCGCCUAUCUCAUGGUCCUAUAUUUCGAUCAACUCGAGUUGCACCAACCGAAUCUUUAACGUACAAGGAUAUAGUAAUUCCACCGGGGACGCCGGUCAGCAUGAGCAGCUACUUUGUUCACAUGGACCCCCGUGUGUUCCCCGAACCAGCAAGCUUCAAACCAGAGCGAUGGAUCGAGGCCGCAAAGAACGGCCAACAUUUAAAUAAGUACAUUGUAUCCUUUAGUAGAGGAAGUAGGAUCUGCCUUGGGAUGAACCUAGCUUAUGCGGAGUUAUACAUGACAUUAGCUUCUAUGAUUCGACGAUUUGACAUAGAGCUUUACGAAACCGGGCCGGAAGAUAUUCGUAUUGAUCGUGAGAUGGGCAUCGGACAGCCAAGCAAGGGUGACUUCAUAUUGCGUGCCAAAAUUACCAAGGUUAUGAAGGAGUAGAUAAUGCGAUCAUUGACGAAGGUUGAUGAUCUGAAGUGAGCCUAGGAAUGCCUCUCAUAGCGAUUAGCUACUUGCUAAAUAGAUAGCAAUAAGAUCC